ACAAAUAUGGUAUCCUCGGAUCCAUAUUAGUAUUACUGAAGGAAUCGCAUGUUCAGUCAUGUACGAUGUUUGUGUUCUCCUGGACUCCUGGCUUCUUCUUCUUUUUUUAUCGAAGUGGCAGAAUUGAGCCAUAGUACCAAGCGAUGGUCAGAACGGUUAAGACGAGUGUGGAUCUGUGGACCGUGGUAGGCAAAGAGAAAAAAGACGGAGGUUGAGCGUCGCCCAGGUAUCUUUCUUGUUGUGUGUUCGUCUUGCAGAUGUGCAUGUCUCACCAACCCGUAUUCCUGCGCUCUCGCUGCACGAGGUGUGCAGGCCGUUAGGCAGCUGAGCUUUUGGAUCCACCCGGGGUGCAGAGGAAAGAUCGUCGGAGCGACGGACCGGUGCAGCACGCAGCUUUUUUCUUUUUUAGCAAAGUACCCCACUUUAUUAAUUCAAAGCAAAGGUUGGGAUACAAGAGAUUCAAGGGGUAUCAAGAAGCCACAAACGGCGACCCGCAGAGAGAGUUGCUGCUGCUUUAGAAAGAUUGUGAGCAUCUGUAUUAGCUCCUCUCUUCUCAUGGCCAAGGAGGACCAUCUACAGCCAGGAAUUAACCAACAACACAACCAUUUGAUCAGUUCUUCCACUAGCAGCUAAUCGAUCUACAGCCAGGAAUUAACCACAGUUCACAGACCAGUGCGUCGAUCUUCACCAACGCAGCAGCAAGGAAGAAGAUGGCUGGUGCAGCGAAGGCAACGUCAUGGAUGGUGGCGAUGAGCGUGGGAGCCGUGGAGGCGCUCAAGGACCAGGCCGGGCUCUGCCGCUGGAACUACGCGCUCAGGUCCAUCCACCGGGCGGCCAAGGCCAACGUGCAGGCAAGGGGCGGCCUCUCGCAGGGCAAGAAGCUGUCUCCUGCCUCUGCCGCGGCAGAGAAGCGGCGAGCGGAGAAGGCAGAGGAGGGGCUGAGGACCGUCAUGUACCUCAGCUGCUGGGGUCCCAACUAGUAAUUCUAGUUAGCUAGCUAGCUAAGCGUACGUGUUCGUUGGCAACCAUGGCUUGCCACUGCAUGCCAGACUUGGCUGGUUGACCCAUGAUUGUAAAUAUGGUUCAUGAUGAUGAUGAUGAAAACUUCUGUCAAUUUCGACUUUACUAUC
Messenger RNA from Brachypodium distachyon (stiff brome), 1130 nucleotides. RefSeq lists its product as uncharacterized. Bases 711 to 980 code for a protein of 89 amino acids. The transcript is spliced from 2 exons. Lineage: Eukaryota; Viridiplantae; Streptophyta; Magnoliopsida; Poales; Poaceae. The record is from RefSeq and is a predicted model, not a curated record.